Molecule: messenger RNA, 378 nt
Organism: Letharia lupina
Lineage: Eukaryota; Fungi; Ascomycota; Lecanoromycetes; Lecanorales; Parmeliaceae
Exons: 2
Coding region: 1-378 (125 amino acids)
Source: RefSeq, a predicted model, not a curated record
AUGGACAUCACAUGCAAACAAACAACCCAACUCCUCGAUCCUCAGGUCCCAGCUUACCCCAUUUGGCCAGACGAUCUUGCAUAUCUCGUCACCUGGAAUGCGGUCGACAUGUACACUGUCUUCAUCACCGGUUCAAUCCCCACUCUUACACCUUUCUUCACAAAGUAUUUUCACAAAUCCACCAUCUCAGACUACCACCGCUACGACCGCCGCAACGCGCGCCUCAACGGCGACGACGGCACCACCCUUACAUCUUCAGGUGUACCUCCGGGCCGUAAUGACAGUAUCGAGGAGAAUUGGAUGGGGGACAGGCAUAUUUUGAUGACGACGAAGAUUGAUAUUAGGAGGGAUGAGGAGUUGGAGCGGGUUUCGCCGUAG